This is a messenger RNA of Stomoxys calcitrans (stable fly), 710 nucleotides long. RefSeq names its product waprin-like protein. NCBI's taxonomy places the organism in Eukaryota, Metazoa, Arthropoda, Insecta, Diptera, Muscidae. The record is from RefSeq and is a predicted model, not a curated record. The coding region runs from base 200 to 553 and encodes 117 amino acids. The transcript has 4 exons. Gene Ontology annotation, cellular component: extracellular region. Gene Ontology annotation, molecular function: peptidase inhibitor activity.
AUGUGUUUCUUCAGUCUAGAUAAAAUUCUCAUGUGAGAACGUCAGUUAAGUGGCAUUGUUCGCGCUGGUGAAUGUUUGUAAAACGUUUGGCAAUCACUUAUUUUCAAAACAACACGUUUUUUUAAUUGAAUCCAAACGAAUCUCAUCGAAGUGUAAACGAAAAAAAAACAAUCGCUGAAACGAAAGAAACAAAAACAGAAUGGCUCUCAGUCGUUGCUCAAUUGCUGUGAUGCUGAUGAUGAUGGUGGCUUUGGUGGUUUUUGUAGCGGCAAAUGAUUGUCCCUCACCCACCAAAAUCUAUACCUGCUCCCCACGUUGCUAUAAAGAUAGCGAUUGUGCCACUUCAGGUGGUAAGUGUUGCCAAGAUAAUUGCAAUCAAAAGUCUUGUGUACCACGUCAUAUGCUAUCGAAAUAUGGAGAUUCAAGCAAUACUCGCCCCGACAAAUAUGGACCCAAUAAAGGAUCAGUCUAUUGUGGCAAUGUCAAGUGCACAGCCUUCGAAAGAUGUGAGGUGGAUCGCAUUACCAAGAAGGAGAGAUGUGUCAGAGCUUGAAAAAUUUCGAUAAAAUACGCAACCAGAAUCGUAAUGAUGAUAAAUCAAAUGAAAGAGUGCACUUGUAAUAGUAAUCGCCUAUAUGUUAUUUUCAUUAUCUUAUCUGCAUUUUAUUUCCACUAUAUCAAUAAAUUUGUUUUUUUAUGAAAACACUAAA